Molecule: messenger RNA, 2950 nt
Organism: Dipodomys ordii (Ord's kangaroo rat)
Lineage: Eukaryota; Metazoa; Chordata; Mammalia; Rodentia; Heteromyidae
Gene: Poc1b
Product: POC1 centriolar protein B
Exons: 12
Coding region: 25-1461 (478 amino acids)
Biological process (GO): cilium assembly
Cellular component (GO): centriole; ciliary basal body
Molecular function (GO): protein binding
Source: RefSeq, a predicted model, not a curated record
AGCCCGGCGCCCGCCGCGCCCCUCAUGGCCUCCGCCCCGGAGGACCCCGUCUUGGAGCGUUAUUUUAAAGGUCACAAAGCUGCGGUCACCUCCGUGAGCUUCAACCCCAACGGCAAACAGCUCGCUACUGCAUCCUGGGACACCUUUCUCAUGCUAUGGAAUUUGAAACCACAAGCUAGAGCUUACAGAUAUGUAGGUCACAAGGACGUUGUAACCAGCGUGCAGUUUUCUCCACAAGGGAACUUACUAGCAUCUGCCUCACGAGACAGAACUGUUAGACUCUGGAUUCCUGAUAAGAAAGGGAAAUCUUCAGAAUUUAAAGCACAUACAGCUCCAGUUCGAAGUGUGGACUUCUCAUCCGACGGUCAAUAUCUUGUUACAGCUUCUGAAGACAAGUCUAUCAAAGUAUGGAAUAUGCAUCGCCAACGCUUCUUAUAUUCCUUAUACCGACACACACACUGGGUACGCUGUGCCAAAUUUUCCCCUGAUGGAAGACUCAUAGUAUCGUGUAGUGAAGACAAAACGGUUAAAAUUUGGGAUACCACAAAUAAGCAGUGUGUUAAUAACUUCUCUGAUUCUGUAGGAUUUGCAAAUUUUGUGGACUUCAACCCUAAUGGGACAUGCAUAGCUUCAGCAGGUUCUGAUCACACCGUGAAAAUCUGGGAUAUCCGAGUAAACAAAUUACUCCAGCAUUAUCAAGUUCACAACUGUGGAGUUAACUGUGUGUCAUUCCACCCUUCGGGUAACUACCUCAUCACUGCUUCUUCUGAUGGCACCCUUAAGAUUCUGGAUCUCUUGGAAGGAAGACUCAUAUAUACGCUUCAAGGACACACGGGACCUGUCUUUACUGUUUCCUUUUCCAAAGGUGGAGAGAUGUUUGCAUCAGGUGGUGCAGAUGCACAGGUCUUACUGUGGAAGACUAACUUUGAUGAGUUGCAUAGUAAAGAUCUUAAUAAAAGAAAUCUCAAAAGAUUGCAUUUUGAUUCUCAACCACACCUUCUCGACAUCUACCCAAGAACACCACAUCCCCAUGAGGGAAAAGUUGAGACUGUUGAAAUUAAUCCAAAGCUUGAUGUAAUCGAUUUGCAAAGUUCUUCUCCCCCUGUUGUGGACAUCCUUUCUUUUGAUUCUACUACAACAACAGACACCAUUGAUAGAACUCAGCCAGACAAGAAUGGUGAGGACAUCAGUGCGUAUUUCAUGAACCCAUCCUUGGUACAACCAGGGUGUUCACCAGCUGUGAGAAAGAAGACAGAAGAUGUGAGUGACCUGCUGUCUGACAGUCAAAGAAGCGUACCACUUGCUGUGACCGAUGCACUAGAGCAUAUCAUGGAGCAGCUCAACGUCUUGACACAGACUGUUUCAAUUUUGGAGCAGCGACUGACUUUGACAGAGGAUAAGCUGAAAGACUGCCUUGAAAAUCAGCAAAAGAUUUUCGGUACCAUCCACCAGAAAAGUUGACUAGGAAAGUGUGAACUGAGGCAUGAGAAAUGAGCGCUGUGUAUGUACUCAGGAAGGUAGCCCAGAGGCUCCACCCCUUACCCCACUCGCCACUCCCCAUGACAUUUCUUCAGAGGGUGAGCAACAGAACAAAAGACAGAAAAAGCCUAUUUAAGGACCAAUUUAAACACACAAAUCAAUGUCAAGGACUAAUUUACAUCACUCCCAGGCAUGAUUGCAGUAAUAAAGUGGAGAAGCAUUCAAGCAAUUCCCCCUACCCCCAUAUUAUUUUAUAUAAAUGUCAUUUUUCAUUCAUACCCUAAAUCUUGCCAGGAAAGUAACCAAAUCUUUGGAUUUUACUGCUAAAUUAUUUGAGAAUGAUCAUGUUCAGGAAAUCCCUUGAAGUAAUUAAGUUAUUUCUAUAACAACACACUUGAACAGUGCAAUGAUUCAUUUCUAAACUAGCAUUUGAAAGUAGAGAAUGAGCUAUUGAUCUGGCUCAUGUUUCUUUUAAACAACAACAACAAAAAGCAUCCUCAUAUUAAGGCCAUAAAGAGAUGACGGAUAAAAAUACCAAGACUAUGGAACUUCCACAGUAAGAAUACACCCGAUUAGCAACGGAACAUAUGUAAGGUGAUGCAGAGGGUUUUUAUUUGAUUUCUGCUGUGCAUUCUUUAUCUUUUGACUGACCCAAAGGGAAAUGAAGAGUAAAAAGCAUCUGAAGCACACAUGUAGUUUCUAUCACAAAUGAGUGGGCAGAAUGAUCUGGGUAGUAAUGCACCUGCAAUCACAGUUCGCAGAGAUUUUGUUAGUGUGAUUUCAGCAUGCUAAAAAGCCACAAUGAUGUAACAGAUCUAUUUUAAAAUUUGCACACAUGUAUAUAUACACAUGCCUCAGAAAUACCUUUGCUUAGGGUGAUUUUUGGCAGCCGAAAAAUAAGUUCUAUAUUUAUUCUGAAAAGCAUCAUUUGCAUCAUUGUCUUCCUGGGUUUGUUAUUGUUGUUAAUGAAUUGUGACUUGAAACAAAAUGAAAAUGAGCCAGACUUUCUAAAAGAUUGUGGUUACGGAUUAAGAAUUUUAUCUUAGACAAAAUGGACAAUAAAGUUUAAAAGAAAAAAAAGCAGGCAAAUUAAUUGCAGCUUGCUUUUCCAGUAGCCUGAAUCAAGAACAAAGGUGGGAGAUGGAAGACCACAUUUAUAGUCUCUACUUAUAAUGUGAGGAAAAUACUAUCUAUGGUUUAAAAAACUAAAAUAGGAGAAAAGGUAAAGUCCUGUUUAUGUGAAAAUCUAUAUUGAAACAUUUUUUUCAAAGCAAUUUUAAUUGUACCCAUGACUUUUAUCUUUUUAUCGUCUCCUUGUGUGUUUUAAGUGCCUUUUAUAUUGUGUUUUCUAGACAUUUUCAAGAGCUUACAAAGACUAACUGGUAUUAUAUUUUUAUAACUCCAUUGAAAAAUCUAAAUAAGAAAUGAAAUGUCAUGCAAUUUUUGUUUACAAUUUUUUAUGCUUCAUACA